GCGGCCGGGGACGCACCCGCCGCCCCCCGACGCCGCCCGGAGACGUCAGGCGUUGGGUGCGGAGCGGAGCGGAGCGGGGCUCGGCGGACCGACGGCGGGAGGGAGCGCACCCGGCGGCCCCGCAGCCAUGGACGGCUCGGACAACGCCACCCAGUUCUUCGUGCCCACCUCCCCGCCGCCCGGCAACUACACGCUGUCGCCCAACGCCAGCAGCCUGAGCCCGGGCUCCGACUUCCCGCUGGCGCCCGCGGGCAGCGCGCCGCCCAGCCCGGGGUCCCUGGUGCCCUUCAGCGCCGGCCCCACGCCCAGCCCCGCGCCCGCGGUCGGUGCCAGCAGCAGCCUGGCGGCCGCCAGCCUGGCCCCUUCCUCGUUCCCCCGCUCCUGGGAGACCCACGAAGCCCCGUUCUGGGACACGCCGCUGAACCACGGGCUGAACGUCCUGGUGGGUGCCGCCCUGUGCAUCACCAUGCUGGGCCUCGGCUGCACGGUGGACGUGAACCACUUCGGGGCGCACGUCCGCCGGCCGGUGGGCGCGCUGCUGGCCGCGCUCUGCCAGUUCGGCUUCCUGCCGCUGCUGGCCUUUCUGCUGGCCCUCAUCUUCUCGCUGGACGAGGUGGCCGCCGUGGCCGUGCUGCUGUGCGGCUGCUGUCCCGGCGGGAACCUCUCCAACCUGAUGUCCCUGCUGGUGGACGGCGACAUGAACCUCAGCAUCAUCAUGACCAUUUCCUCCACGCUGCUGGCCCUGGUCUUGAUGCCCGUGUGCCUGUGGAUCUACAGUCGUGCGUGGAUAAACACCCCGCUGGUGCAGCUUCUCCCGCUCGGGGCUGUCACCCUCACUCUCUGCAGCACCCUCAUCCCCAUCGGCUUGGGCGUCUUCAUUCGCUACAAAUACAACCGCGUGGCCGACUACAUAGUGAAGGUUUCCCUGUGGUCUCUGCUAGUGACGCUGGUGGUCCUGUUCAUAUUGACCGGCACCAUGUUAGGGCCUGAACUCCUGGCCACCAUUCCUGCGACUGUUUACGUGGUGGCCAUUUUCAUGCCCCUGGCAGGCUAUGCCUCGGGCUACGGCUUGGCUACCCUCUUCCAUCUGCCCCCCAACUGCAAGAGGACUGUGUGCUUGGAGACGGGGAGUCAGAACGUGCAGCUCUGCACCGCCAUCCUCAAGCUGGCCUUCCCCCCGCGCUUUAUAGGGAGUAUGUACAUGUUUCCCCUGCUCUAUGCCCUCUUCCAGUCGGCUGAAGCAGGGGUGUUCGUCUUAAUAUAUAAAAUGUACGGAACUGAAAUACUGCACAAGCGUGAGUCCCUUGAUGAAGAUGAAGACACAGAUAUUUCGUACAAGAAACUCAAAGAAGAGGAAAUGGCAGACACUUCCUACGGCACAGUGAAUGCAGAGAAUUUAGUGAUGGUGGAAACCGCUCAGACUUCUCUCUGAACAUCAGGAGAGAAUCAGGGGAGCUCCCAUCUUGCUGAGCUAUCACUCCGUAUUUAUGGUCUGUACCUGUGGUAGUGUACCUGGUUUACCUACAGGAUAGCAGGGGGCUCAAGAUCCGCAUGGAACACUCCCAAUCUUUUCAUUGUCAGCCUGCGGUGAUGUAUUCCCCAAGUGUUUUUACAAAUUACACAUCAGUGCCAUAAUAUCACUUGCACCUGGGACUGUUUGUGUGUGGCCUGAACAAGUUAAAUGUGGUUUUGUUUCCCCCCCCAUUUGCCAAUUUCUAUGAUUUUUUUCAAAUAUGUAAACUCUUAGAAAACAGGGUCUUGGAAAUGUAGAAUUUUGGUGCACUAUCACCUAAGAGUAAAAAUAAGCUAUAUUUAUAAAGCCUAA
Molecule: messenger RNA, 1825 nt
Organism: Sorex fumeus (smoky shrew)
Lineage: Eukaryota; Metazoa; Chordata; Mammalia; Eulipotyphla; Soricidae
Gene: SLC10A4
Product: solute carrier family 10 member 4
Exons: 3
Coding region: 128-1432 (434 amino acids)
Biological process (GO): bile acid and bile salt transport
Cellular component (GO): membrane
Molecular function (GO): bile acid:sodium symporter activity
Source: RefSeq, a predicted model, not a curated record